Messenger RNA from Fonsecaea nubica, 1647 nucleotides. RefSeq lists its product as hypothetical. Lineage: Eukaryota; Fungi; Ascomycota; Eurotiomycetes; Chaetothyriales; Herpotrichiellaceae. The transcript has 5 exons. The record is from RefSeq and is a predicted model, not a curated record. Bases 1 to 1647 code for a protein of 548 amino acids.
AUGAGCAUACACGGCAUGACAGCCAACGACACCGACCAUCCCAGAGGGCUUCCUUUCUUCGGAAACCAACUUGUGCUGCUGCACCAGGGACAGACCUAUGCAGGCCAGCUAGGUCUGGGCACAGACGAACUCCCUGCACUCAACAACAACAACUUCUAUCUCUCCCCGGACCCGCCGUUAUGGUUGGCCAACAACAUCGCCCCCGAGUUGACGGCAGAGAGACUGGUCCCAAUACCGCAGAACUGCCCGCCCAGCAAUAUCUGGGAUGGCAAACUGUUCAGGUGUAUCAGUGAGCACCAGGCCCGGCUCGACGACGACCCUGCGCUGCACGCGGGCCAUGACCCGGACGUGCAGAUUCUGCUGGGAGGUCACUACAGCAGCCGUCUAGCCACGGCGGACUCGCUGACUUUGUUUCUAACACCGCCCAUCAGCCAGUGGAACUUCAAGUUGCCCGAGAAGCUGGCGAUAUUCUGGCUGAAUUAUAUCCAUUUGAAGUACCGCAUCUCCCCCAGCGAAGAGAAUUUCAAGGCCCUCCCUCCCUGGUUCCACCCCCGCCCGUCGCAAUGUCGAGUCACGCACCCGAUCUUCAUCGACACGCUCCCCUGGCCGCAACUGCGCGAGAAGCUCACGCUCGAGCACCACGCGUACCCGUUCAACGUCUUCACCCCGUCCUUCUGCAGCUGUCUCAACGUCAACUGGCCGUACGACCCGGCCGCGACGUACGUACGGCAGGACGACGACGCGACGGGAGCCGUGCACCUGAGCCCCGCGUUCAAGAUGCACCUGCACAAGCUGGAGAAUUGGUCUCUGAAGCCCGCGUUUGCCGAGUCGUUUCCGGAGCUGAGAAUCGGUCGUGCCACGGCCAGGCUCUUUGCAAAGGAAGGAUGUCGCAGGAUAGCCAUUGCGGAUGUCCAGGCGGCCGCGCUGAAGAAGACUCGGGAGGAGCUCGAGGCCGAACAUAAAGGCGUCGAGGUCAUUGAUAUACCGACCGUCCAGCUCGUGAAUGCUAACGCCGUCCGGGCAGACGUCACGUCCGAGUCGUCGGUGACAUCCUUGAUCAAAUCAACGGUCGACCGCUUCGGCCGGGUCGACUACGCGUGCAACGUGGCGGGGAUCCUGCUCCCCGGCGUCACGACCGAGUACUCGGUCAGCCAGUGGGACAAGCAGUUCUCGGUCAACACGCGGGGGAUGUGGCUGUGCCAGCGGGCCGAGAUCACGCAGAUGCUGAAGCAGGAGCCGCUGCGCGCGUCCGACACGACGUUCCCCGCCCGUGGCUCCAUCGCCAACGUGGCGUCCAUGGCCGGGCUGCGCGUCUACGACAACCUCCCGGCCUACUGCGCUAGCAAGCACGCCGUGGUCGGCUUCACAAAGGCCGACGGCCUGCAUUUCGCCCGGGACGGCAUCCGGGUCAACGCGAUCUGUCCCGGCGUGAUCAAGACGCCCAUGCUCGGCGAGGUGCCCGAGGAGGACGACACGAACCUCGAAGAGAUGGUGCGCGAGAUGGCCAUGAAGAGGCAAGGGUUGCCCGAGGAAAUCGCCGAAGCUCUGGUCUGGAUCACGAGCGGGCGAGCCAGCUUCGUCACGGCGACGACCCUGGCACCGAAUGGAGGUGAGCAAGCACUUUCCCGCCCGAACAGGAGCAUUUGA